AUGAUUAUUCAAAAAAUAUUACAAGGAGCAGUUUUAGAUAUUGUUCAAAAGAAAUUAGUUGAUAAAUUGGCAAGCAAUAAACAAUUUCAACAAAUGUCGGUUCAAUUUAAAGAUAAAAUGGAUGAAAUUACAGGUGAAAAACCAGCAAAAAGGAAUAUACAUGGUCAUAAUAAUCAUACUCGUAGUAGUAAUCACCCACAUUCAGGUGCCCACUCAAAUAUAAAUCAUAAUAACAAUAAUAAUAUUAAUUUCCAAAAUGUAAAAUAUACAAAUGAUAUUCAUGAAAAUGCAAGAAUAUAUGAACAACAAAGAAGAUUACAGCAAAAUGGAGGUGGUGGUGAUAGUAGUAGUAGUAGAAGCAGUAAUAACAACAAUAGUACUAAUGAUAAUAAACCACAAAGUAAAAACUAUUUCACUCACUUAUUUGAAAGUUUUAAAGAGGAACUUAACGAUGAAGCUGAUAAAUUAAAUGGAAAAAAGAAAUAA
Molecule: messenger RNA, 486 nt
Organism: Dictyostelium discoideum AX4
Lineage: Eukaryota; Evosea; Eumycetozoa; Dictyosteliales; Dictyosteliaceae
Exons: 1
Coding region: 1-486 (161 amino acids)
Source: RefSeq, a predicted model, not a curated record